AUGGCACCACAGCCUCUCCACGGCCGACCCGCCCCCAACUCGCCCACCAUGGUUCUCCCGCCCAGCGCCUUCGCCGCCUCCAGCUCUACGCCCAGCACGGGCACCGGCCACCGCAAGAAGGCCAUCCUCAAGCCCAUCUAUUCCCACCACCGCCUCCCCUUGCCCAAGAUCAACACCAUCAUCUCCACCAACAAGAUUGCCGAGUCCCUGGCUUCUCCCAUCCAAACAUUACCCCCACCUCCUUCAAGUUCAUGCCCCCAGCCUCCUCCUCAAGCAGACCCCAACUCAGAGGAAUAUCUCAGGGCCUUGGACGAAGCAUGGGAGGCGUUCGAGGCUGAACUGGACCUCAAGUUUGGUACUGGUCCCAAAAUCAACAUCAAUUCCCAGUAUCAGGAAAGCCUCAAAGAUGAUAUGACUGACUCAGCCUCACCCGCAACACCCACUCCUGCAUCCACCUCCUGA
This is a messenger RNA of Puccinia triticina, 462 nucleotides long. RefSeq lists its product as uncharacterized. The transcript has 2 exons. The coding region runs from base 1 to 462 and encodes 153 amino acids. The record is from RefSeq and is a predicted model, not a curated record. NCBI's taxonomy places the organism in Eukaryota, Fungi, Basidiomycota, Pucciniomycetes, Pucciniales, Pucciniaceae.